AUGACUUCAGCUGCGGGAUCUGAGGCAUCCGGUAGUGACAUUCGGCGGGUAGCAAUGGGGGCUGCAAAUGACAAGCUGGCUUCUGCCGAUGACCGCUUUUGGCAAGCUUCAGCCAAAGAUGCUCCGGAGAUGUGGAGCCACGUUCCUGCCACCUACGUUGAAAGAAUUGUACCAGAGCAGGAGUCUUUAGUUGAUUUGCAGCUGCCACCAUGCAAAGUGAUAUCUCAUACGGUGCAGAUGGCUGCAGACCUGGAGCACAGGCCCGGUAUGCUCCGCACAGAAGCAAGACUUGCUGAGAGCGCUGGGUCCUUCAAUGUCGGAGGCACUUCAAAUGCGAAGGAUCUUACCCCAGUGCAAAUAAGCCGGCCGCUUGCUGACACUCCGCAGGUUCAUUCACAAGGAUUCGAACCACAGAGUGCCCUCACACAGAAGUCCGAACAGCCUUCCCACUGGACUUGCUCAGCGUGCGAGGAGCCGAACAAGGCCGUGCGAGAGCAAUGCAAUAACUGCAAUGCCCCAAGACCGCCAGGAUCCAGUGCCACCGAAGUCGACACGAAAGCAGCCGAGCCCGGUCGAAAAAAAUGUUUGUUGAUAGGCAUCAACUACUAUGGCUCACAGAACGAGCUCCAUGGUUGUGUGGAUGACGUGCAUCGCAUGCUACCGGUGUUGGAGCAGUUGGGAUUUCCGCAUGCGGAGGAUGACAGCAGCUGUCGCAUUCUCCUGGAUUCUCCGGAGUGGCGAAUGGACCGCAGACCUACGCUAGCAAAUAUCAGGGCCGGAAUUUCUUGGCUGGUCGCCGGGGCCCAAGCCGGAGAUACAUUUUUCUUGCAUUACUCCGGUCAUGGUGGACGCAUGCCACGAGCAGAUGGGAGAGGUGACUGGCAUGAAACAUUGUGCCCUGUGGACAUGGAUGAAGCAGGAAUGCUCCUGGACAGCGAGCUUUUUGCUAGCCUCGUCCAACCGUUGCCAAGCGGAUGCCGUUUGACCUGCAUACUCGAUGCUUGCCACAGUGCGGGAGCUCUUGACUUGCCAUACAUCUUCAUGGGCACGCCCGAGAACAUCAAGAAGGCUUUGGCUGGGGAGGCCGUGCAGAUGGCAAUGUCCAAGAGUUGGCUCAGAGAUUUAGAGCGCUGGGAAGUCGCGGAGGAUCCCACCGCAUUCCUUGCCGAUGUGGCUUCUAUGGGUAUGGGUCUGUGGGACAUGUGGCGACGAUACAAAACCGCAACCUCUUCCAAUCAGAACGGUUUCUGUGCAGAUGAGCCGAACAACAUUGGGCGGGCAGUUGGUGAAGUCAUCGCCAUUACAGGAUGUGCAUCAGACCAAACGAGUGCAGACGUUGGAGAUGUUCACUCCGAGUUUGAUUUAAAGCCAUCUCAAGGCGGUGGUCACCUCAGGGUCAGUCGGACCUCCGCUGGCGGCGCCCUUACUUCUGCCUUCAUUGAGGCAAUGGAUGCCUCACAAGGUAGAGUCACAUACCUGAACUUGCUAGAGCACCUGCGUGGUCGUCUUGCAGAUGCCGGCUACAGUCAGGUGCCGCAGCUUGCGUCCUCGUUGCUGCUUGAUUUGAAGCAGUGCUUCUCACUGGCCACAUCGGCGCAGCAAGGCUCAACAUCUGCCGAGGACGCCCCAACCUGGCAAGGCUGGUGA
Messenger RNA from Symbiodinium necroappetens, 1647 nucleotides. The record is from the annotation of a GenBank genome assembly. NCBI's taxonomy places the organism in Eukaryota, Dinophyceae, Suessiales, Symbiodiniaceae.